CCAAAAAACGUAGUCCGUAGUAUGUGUUCAGCGGAGCCGUUAUUUGCGCGUGCGGGUUAGAAGACCCCCUGCGAAGCCCCAUGCGUUCUCUUUUUACUCUGCCCCUAACCCAAGAUGCCGGCGAAAUCAAAGAAGCAGCAAAAAAAGCAACUGAAGUUCACAGUUGACUGCACUCACCCUGUGGAAGAUGGAAUCAUGGAUGUGGCCAACUUUGAACAAUUUCUCCAUGACCGCAUCAAGGUGCAAGGAAAAACCAACAAUCUUGGUAGUGAGGUUACCAUUGAGAGGAUGAAAAACAAGUUAAAUGUCGUAUCUGAUAUUCCUUUCUCAAAAAGGUACCUCAAGUAUCUCACUAAGAAGUACUUGAAGAAGAACAAUCUGCGAGACUGGCUGCGUGUGGUUGCCGCUGAUCACACAUCAUAUGAGCUACGUUACUUCCAGAUCAGUAACGAGGAGGAGGACGAGGAAGCGGACGAGGAGUCUUAAGCCUCUUUGCCAUUUGUACACUUGUACUAGUGGAGUAUUAAACGAACCUCAACUUCAAA
Nematostella vectensis (starlet sea anemone) is the source of this 545-nucleotide messenger RNA. Its product is annotated as 60S ribosomal protein L22. Gene Ontology annotation, cellular component: ribosome. The transcript has 4 exons. Lineage: Eukaryota; Metazoa; Cnidaria; Anthozoa; Actiniaria; Edwardsiidae. The coding region runs from base 115 to 486 and encodes 123 amino acids. The record is from RefSeq and is a predicted model, not a curated record. Gene Ontology annotation, biological process: cytoplasmic translation. Gene Ontology annotation, molecular function: structural constituent of ribosome; RNA binding.